CUGCGCGUUCCAUUGUUACAGAUCAGAGACCAGAAGGGAGGGACCCGCUUUUCCCGUGCUGAUGCUCCAAGGAGACUCCAGUUCUUCCCCCCAGCCGCCGCCGCCGCAGCAAAAUCUCGGUGCCAAAGAGCCCCCCGGCCGGCAGCCCGCUGUCUGCCGAUCUCGGUGCCCGGGGACUGCCUCCCCUCUGCUCCUGGAGGAGAGAAGCAAAGACAUGGAGCUUUGCAACUUGCACCAAGCUGGGACCAUCUGAUCGCAGCGGCAACGUGGACUGGAAAUUAACAAGCCCGUUCCCCCUCUUUGCAAAGCCCAGCUGGGCGGCGGGGGGAGAGACCCAGCCUCCUGCGUGGUUGCAGUGGGAUUUGUUCCCCGGUGAAGGGCUCCGACCUGCCCCCAGGGUCCGGAGGGGGAGGCGGUGAAGGGGAGCAUGACCUGCCCUCCGCCUGGUUCCAGGGAGCGGCGGUGCUAAGGAGGGGACGCCAGGCGCCCCGGGAGAGAGCUCUGCCCCUGAGGACGUGGUCGCCGGAGGAAGGAGGGAUUGCUGCCCGCUGGGGGAAAAAAGCCAGGUCCGGGCUCCCGCUUGGAGCUCUUUGCAGCCCCAGGCUGUCCGCGACCGUCGGUGGAUUUUUAAGGGGUCCCUCCAGCUUUGUGCGGUGCACCCGAUAUUUAUUGCCCCUGCCUAGGCUGGGUUGGUGUUUUCCUUUGGCAGGGGGGCAGGGUGCAAACCCAAGCCAGCCGCUCGCCUGAACCCCCGCGCCGCUCCCGGACGGUUUGACUCAGGAACUCUGAUGGCUCCGCGGCGGCAGUCGAGAUGCCCCGGGUGCUCGUGGACUACUGGAGUGUGCUUGCUGGUGGCUUCCCUCUUACCAGGGCUCCGGGCUCAGACCGUCCUGGUCAAUGACACAGUCUCGGGGUUCAUCGGGACAGACGUGGUCCUUCACUGUAGCUUCACCAACCCGCUUCCCACUGUGAAGAUCACACAGGUCACAUGGCAGAAGGCCACCAAUGGCUCCAAGCAGAAUGUGGCCAUCUACAACCCCGCCAUGGGGGUCUCCAUCCUCUCCCCCUACAAGGAGCGCGUGACCUUCCGUAAUCCCUCCUUUAAGGAUGGCACCAUCCAGCUGUCCCAGCUGGAGCUGGAGGAUGAGGGCGUGUACAUCUGCGAAUUUGCCACCUUCCCAACUGGCAACCGGGAAAGCCAGCUGAACCUCACCGUGCUGGCCAAGCCCACCAACCGGAUGGAGGGCACCACCCGGCCCCUCAUAGCCAGAUCCGGCAAGACAGAGAAGAUCCCGGUAGCCACCUGCAUGUCCUCCAAUGGGAAGCCGCCCAGCACCGUCACCUGGGACACCAAACUCAAAGGGGAAGCGGAGUUCCAGGAGAUCAAGAACAGCAACGGCACCAUCACGGUGAUCAGCCGGUACCGCCUAGUGCCGAGCCGGGAGGCCCACCGGCAGCAACUCAUGUGCGUGGUCAAUUACCAGCUGGACCGUUUCACCGACAGCAUGACCCUCAAUGUGCAGUAUGAGCCAGAAGUCACCAUCGAGGGCUUUGACGGCAACUGGUUUUUGAACCGGAAGGAUGUGAAACUGACAUGCAAAUCCGAUGCCAACCCCCCCGCUACCACCUACCAAUGGAGGCUGCUGAACGGCUCACUGCCCGAGAACGUAGAAGUCCAGAACAACACCCUGUUCUUCAAAGGGCCCGUCUCCUACAGCCUGGCGGGGACGUACAUCUGUGAGGCCACCAAUACCAUCGGCACGCGGUCAGGGCUCGUGGAAGUCAAUGUAACAGAUAAGCCGCUGCCACAGGGAGCUCCAGGGGGCAUUAUCGGGAUCCUGGGAGGCGUAAUUGCUGCAGCUCUCAUCAUCGGCGUGGCCGUCACUGUGUUCAUCAUCUACAGGCGACAGCAGAAGAGCCGCACGGAGACUGACAAUGACCUAAUUGAUCUGCCUCCAUCCCACAAACCUGUCCCACCGCCAAAGAGGAAACAGGAGAUGAAAAGCCACCUGACGGCAGAAGACAUCCAGGUCGUCCGCCUAGACAACAUGAAGCAGGAGGAAGAGAUCCAGAAGCUCCCCCUGCAGACACCGUACUACGACAUGGCAGCCAGCGAGUCCUCUCCAUACUCCGACAAGCUGAACUUUGGAAAGCGUCACUCAGAGAUACCGGAUGCGAGUGAUCACCUGACCUGCUGUUGCUCACCUGAAGAUCAAUAUCUGGAGAAAAUACCCCAUGUCUAUAACCACUUAUCAUACCUCCCAGAAGAUCUGUAUUCUCACCGUGCUGAUGUCUCCUUUUGCUGCCCGCCACCAGGUUCCCGGGCACCGUACAUAUGUCCUAAGGAACAGUAUGUUUAAAACAACAGCACACAGUCAAGCAAAAGCAAAGAAGCCAAUUCUUCACAUCACCCAACCUUUCACGUAUUAACCAAGACCUUUGAUUUGUCUCCAGCCAUUGAGAAUUUUUGUUUAGGUUUUCCUGUUUUUAAAUUUUGGUGCAAUUGUAAUCGACAUGAUUAGGUUAAGCAUCCGCCUGCUCGUUAGUGUUCAAGGGAACUCUCUGCCUUCAUCUGUGUCAUACACUGACAUUUUCCCCUUGUUUGCAUCUUUUUCUUCCCUAAUUUUGGCCCCAUCACCCUCCAGUAGUGAGCUGGCUAUGUGCAUGCGUGCGUGUGUCAGUGGGCGGCUGGGUGGUGCACCACUCCCUUCUGUUGGAUGGAAUGUCCCAGACCCACUCAAGUGUCUGUGUUCCCUAGUGUCAAUUUUUACACCAUUUACACAAGAGGCUCCUGGAGCGGAUUCCUUCACAAACCUUGUCACACCAUGUCUAAAAUUCCCAAUUCUACUUUACAUCCAAACAAAAUUAUCUCUGUACUACUUUGAAACUUCCCAGCCAGAGCGCAGGUCUGAGUCUGCAACUCUCUUGUUUGAAAAUACCUUUUGGGACCAGGAGCCCUGUUCAAAGAGCCAAACAGUUAAGAUUUCUGAACCAAAGGUAAUGAUGACAUUUGCAAUGAAAGAGGCUCAGAACCAGCCCCAGAGCAGAAGAGGGUUUUUUUUUCCCCCACUCCCAACUUCUUGUAUCGACUCUUCCAAACCCAGAGGGUAUGGGAACCAAAUUUGGGCACAGGAAAGACAACGGAUACUGGAACAUCUUCCUAGAACUUUCUAUCAUAUAACCUGAAACCAAAAGAAAAAAAAUCUCUAAUUAGGAAAAAUAUGUAGAUAUACACACCAUCAUUUUCUUUUCCAAAAGUCUAAAAUUCACCGCAGAUCCGUCUGUGCACCUGUUGAUUGGAAUUUUUAAGUGAUCUCAGGCAGAAUAUAGAAGACAAAUCAGAAUUUCAGGUAAUCUUCUUGCUCUUAAUGAAGGAUAAAAGCCAACAGAGAAUCUGGCCUUUUAACUUUUUUUAAAUCGUCUUAGUUUUGAACUGUGAAUUUUUUGAUAUUUGGAGUGUGUGUGUAUAUGAAAGUGUAAGUUCCUGCAACCACCACGUGUUUUAGACAGCAGAAUUCAUCUCCACAUCACCUCCUUGUUCACUUGUAUUAGAAAAAAAGAAAAGAUGAAGAGGAACAAGAGGAAAAAAAGUCUUGGAGAAUAGUUGGCUUCAGGAUUAUUUCUAACCUUUUCCACCCAGGUACAGCAUGGGAGAGACAAAGAAUGGACAGUUAUGCACAAGGGGACAUGUCGUCAGUUGACAGACUCUUAUUUUUCUUAAUUUGGGGGUGGAUCUUUUGCAUCCUGGAGACAUACACAACCUUGCACUGCUGAUCCACAAGGACAUGUGAGCCAGGCGCCCCCUGCUAUCCGCCUGGUUCUCCAACACCAAGCCAGUAUCCAAUGCCCCUUGCACAAAUGCAAAGGAAACCACCGCAGUAUUCAAGACUCCCCAUGGGGGGAAUAACACAUCAGAUGCUGUCAGCCCAGCUCCUGCCUUCGCAAAUAGACUGGGUCACUUUUAUUUUUGUAUAUUUGGUUCUAAAGGCAAAGGUCGCUCUAUAUACUUUCUUUUCUCCCACUACAGAGGUUUGUCUCUGAGCUCAUCCUGCUUGUCCCCCAACUCCCUGACUCACACAGAAGCACGGCUGUGUCCACACUACCUCAUAUAUUUCCUGCAGGCUAAAAUAUGUAGAUAUAAAGAGAGAGAUGGAGACGGCUUCCAUUAGGAAAUAAAGUGCCAUAAGGGAAGCAGGCUCUGGCCACGCCUCCUGGGACUGCCCCACAAAACCUGGCUCCACCCUUUCCUUGUGCGCAGCGGCCACAUGCUGUUUUGGGAAAAAAGCACGGCCACCUGCAGCGAUGACAUCAUUCCCUCCUGCAGAAGAAAAUGGAUGAGCCGGUUGGGGUUGGGGUGGGUUCUGUCGGACUGAAUGGCUCUGUUGCUUUGUGCUGACCAGGUUGGCAGCCUCUAGGGUUCAAAGAAGGGGGCACCAGCUCUUCCUGGUCUACGGCCAUCCCAAAGUGUGCAGCCCCCCCUAGCUGGUACGUGGAGCAGGUGGGGCAGCCCAUGGGAGCACCUAGCUCAUGGAAGGGCCAAUGGGCCCCUAAUCACAGACAUGGGGCCUUUGAAAUCCCUUCCCUUUCAUCUUCACUGGGUUGGAUCCUUUGGUACUGGUAGGGUUCAUGCUUCCUUGAUCGGCCUCCUCUGCCCAGAGACUGGCCAAUUCACGUCCCUUCACGAAUGAGUUCAAGUGCCACCUGCCUCCACUCAAAUGCUAGACCUCUCUCUCUCUCUUGCUCUUUCCUCUUAAUGUGCCAUGGAGUAAUGUUUGGCAGCCAUGGAGCUGGGUUUGCUCUGAACUAGACCUACUGCCGUCACUGUCCAGUUCCCUGCCACCCUGGCAAUGGGAAUGUACUUUGGCCUCCUCUACCAAUCUGCCUUUAGCCCACCCUUUAGAGAAGGAGAUGUGGUGGCGGAAAAUCGCUGUGGUCUUUGCAUCCUGGAGAGAGAUGCAGCCUUGCACUGCUGAGCCACGAGAACACAUGGGCAAGGGCCAUUCCCUCCGGCUCUCUUCCUAAAAGAAAUGGGGUAUCUCCAGGCUAGCAGGAAUUAAAGUGGGUCUUAUUGGAAGCCUGUUUCCACAUUCACCCCAGAUCUGGGCACAUAGAUGAGAGGCAGAAGAAAAGCAACAUGAUCAGCUCUUGAGGUGCAUAAGGAUCAUGUCAGAUGAAAGGACUGUAUGUGGGAGGGGAGAGGGGGCAGAGGACAUCUCUGUAGCUAGACGUCUCUUCUGCAAUCUUUGAGGGAGGUCUGUACUAUGAUGGGUGAGGGGAUGACAUGUAGGCAUACCACAGUGUCGCAUAGCAGUGCAAAGGAAGGCCAAUUGCCUUGGACAAAUUUGAACUUGAGCUGUCGACAUAGAAGAGACACCGAGAUCUUUGCUUUUCAGCAAAGCAAAAGGAUUUCUAUCCUCUCAAGAAAGAAAGAGUGAGACAGAAAUUCAGCCUCUGAAAUGAGCUGCUUGAUUUAUCCAGUGCAUGUUUUAAACUUAGGAACAUUUGAUCUCUCUCUGCCUUUUCUACCUUCUCCCCUAUUCUUGACACACGAAACAAAGGAAGACCUCUGUCUGUGCUUCAGCGGAAGGUCUGGUGGUAUCGCCAAAUUCCUUCACGGCCCCCAUGUGCAGAUGGGUAAAACCUUGCAGGAGAUGGCAGGGGAGAUUGGGUUGAUAGGGUUUUGGUUCUACAAAGCCAAAUCCAAGGAUGGUUCUGAUCCAGGCCCUCAUUUCGCUCCUCUGUAUUCAUGGGGUCAAAUCAAUUGUCCCAUAGAUCUUCUAGCUUCCCCAACCCCAUAACAAAGGGAUCAAACUAAUUUUCCCUCCAUGCUCAAGUCUUGACCUUCCGGAGGUAGUGGUCCAGCCUCAGCAAUGUCAGACAGGGGUGUCUCUAUCCAGCUAGGAUAAGCCCACACCUUGGCAUAGGCUGCUUAGACAAAGGACCUGCUCCUGCAACCGUGCCGUCCUUAAUGGGGGAGGUAAAGGGUGGUUGCUUGGAUUGAACAGGAAAGGGGGCUGAAUGUGAAUACACAGCGAGGGAGGCAGCAGCCCUCAUGUCCCAGCGGCAGGCAGGUGGGUGGGUGGAUGAUUUUGAUGUUUUAUUUCCGUGUCUUACCUCAUGCGAGACUAGAAGCCCUGUCUCCUGUCCAGUGGGGGUGAAAUGCUGCAGUGAUGGCUGAUGGAGCUGUUCUGAAG
Gopherus flavomarginatus (Mexican gopher tortoise) is the source of this 6194-nucleotide messenger RNA. It is a transcript of the gene NECTIN1, whose product is annotated as nectin cell adhesion molecule 1. Gene Ontology annotation, cellular component: adherens junction. The record is from RefSeq and is a predicted model, not a curated record. The transcript is spliced from 9 exons. Gene Ontology annotation, biological process: homophilic cell-cell adhesion; heterophilic cell-cell adhesion; protein localization to cell junction. The coding region runs from base 789 to 2360 and encodes 523 amino acids. NCBI's taxonomy places the organism in Eukaryota, Metazoa, Chordata, Testudines, Testudinidae.